AUGGUAGUCAAUGGAAAGAAGGAUCAGGAGAGGUAUGCAGUGGUCACCGGAGCCAACAAGGGCAUCGGCCUCGAGACCGUCCGGCAGCUUGCGAACGCAGGCGUGACGGUGAUGUUAACAGCCAGAAAUGAGAAGAAGGGUAUGGAAGCCACCUCAUUGCUCCGCCAAUCGGGUUUGUCGAACGUGGUCUUCCAUAAGCUUGAUGUUCAAGACCCGGAGAGCGUAGAAUCAUUGGCCCAGUUCAUACAAACCCAGUUUGGGAGGCUUGACAUAUUUGUAAACAAUGCUGGAGCUCCUGGAGCAACGGUGGACAUGGAUGCCCUAAUGGCCCUUAACAUAGAUCCUAAAUCAUGGCUCUCAGGCAAGGCAGCCAACUUGGUUCAAGGUUUCAUAAAGAUAACAUAUGAAUCAGCAAAAGAAUGUUUUGACACCAAUUACUAUGGUUGCAAGAGAGUAGCAGAGGCUCUUCUUCCACUUCUACAGCUUUCUAGAUCAGGAGCAAGGAUAGUGAAUGUCUCUUCCCUCAGGGGUGAAUUGAGGCGGAUUCCCAGUGAGCAGAUACGAAAAGAACUUGGUGAAAUAGACACUGAAACUGAAGCGAAAAUCGGUAGGAUACUGGAAAAAUUCUUGCACGAUAUAAAGCAAGACAAACUUGGAGGCAACGGGUGGCCAGAAAUGGUGCCAGCUUAUAGCAUAUCAAAGGCAACACUCAAUACCUACACUAGAGUUCUUGCCAAGAAAUACCCCAACAUGUGCAUAAACUGCAUCCACCCUGGAUAUGUCAAGACAGACCUGAAUUGGCACACUGGAAUGAUGACAGUCGAAGAGGGAGCUAAAGGUUCAGUCAUGUUGGCUCUCCCACCUGAGGGAGGUCCUACUGGUUGCUAUUUCGAUAUCACGAAAAUAGCUGAGUUUUGACUAGCCAAUUUCCUCAUGUAUGAACUCUGUGCAUGCCCUGUGAUGCCACCCACCAGUUAUCUCUUCUUUUGGUAAAUUGAUCAUCGAACAUCAUAAACAGUGGAUGGACAGUAUGCUUUCGUUUGUUGUGUGGUUUUGCUUAACCAGUUAAUAAUGCUGUAAC
Messenger RNA from Ilex paraguariensis (yerba mate), 1081 nucleotides. The record is from the annotation of a GenBank genome assembly. Lineage: Eukaryota; Viridiplantae; Streptophyta; Magnoliopsida; Aquifoliales; Aquifoliaceae.